CUGACGUGGUCGUACUGAGUGGAUGCCAAUCGGUUUAGAUAUGCUCUAGUCGGAACCGCGAGGAUAGACGUUAACCAAAUAGUCCUGCAGGCAGUGCUGCUGUCGUUGGGUCCCAGACGAGGCUGAACCUGCUGUAAAGCCUUGCGGACAGUGGACAGAACUUUGCGCACAGUGACCCUACUUGCCUCACAGUGCAUUCGGUUCUGCCAUGUCACCCCGAGCCACAUCGGACGAGCUGUCGGCUCUCCGAAAUCCAACACCAGGACUUGCCUGACUUUUGCGUGACGACAACAUCACUGCAAGUGGUGCGAAAUCCAGCACGAUAAAUGCAUGUCAAACAAGUCUCUAAAGACGUCCUCAAGAGUGAUUUGAAAGCACUUCACCUGAUUUUAAUGAUCGAGAGCGACCGACCCUGGAGGAUGACUGGUAAACCGGCAAUUGAAGUGCAGCCGGACAAUACCAGAAUGGUGUCAGAUGAAGCCUCAAGAAGACUGCACUGAUUCAGGCCGAGGUUGCACCGCCCCGGGGAUGAGCCGAUUAUUCUGAGUUGCUGUGAAGGCCGAGAGGGUUUGCAGCCUUGUAUUAGCUAACUGUCGGACAACUCGGGUGAAAGUGGUGAACCGGAGCUUCAAUGGUUGUAACUCAGUAACAGUAAAAUGGUGACGGCCGGCCUCGAGUACAUAUUGUCUCUUAGACCUGCAGACCAGAGAGACUUUUAACCCAAAAGAAAGAGGACUUCGUUGACAAUGCGGGUGACGAGUUGGUCGGAAUAAAAGUGUUGUCAAGCAGUCCAUUAAGUGACGGGGAAGAGGCUGCAGUAUAUCUUCUCUGUCUGCCCCGGCGACAAUGACAACAACCAGCACAACCACCACCACCAAAACUAUUUUCGCUCUUCUCAAAAUUCGAAUACCCUGACCGAGAAAACAAUAGAUCAUUCUCUCCUGCAAGAACGAAAAGUACUUAUUGUUCUGCUCGCCAUUUUGACCAGACCCCUUAUAUGCUCUGCAGGUGCAUAGGUCCGGGGCGGCCACCGACAGGAACAACAUCAACAAAACAAACGCCAAGUACCGUGCAGGAAGCUGCACUUACCUACCUUUCGGUCAACAUCCGAGGUCGCAGUGACACACAAGAAUGCCUCCAAAGAAGAUCAAACGCGAAUCGCUCGGCCAGAUCUCAAACGUCAGCUUGGACGAGCAUGCUAGCAUCAACAGCGGCGAAGCAGGCAACCAUCCAUUCUUCGAGAAGAGCCUGCAGCCAGUUCCAGUUCCGUCUCAUACGUCCUCAAUCACCUGGAAGAGCAAAGCCGUAAAAGAAAAAGAGGAGUUCGAACGCGUCAAGCAACGAGUCAGACAUUUCGCUCCUGAGCAGUUCAGAGCCAAGGCGAAACCAGGUCACGCACCGUCGGAGAUCUUUCCUCAGAACGUUGGCGAGUGGAUUACCCACAAGAAAGAGAUGCUUGCCAUGGCCGAGGCAGAGAAACAAAAGAACUGCGACUUGCUCAAAGCACAGAUCCUUGCGCAAGAAAAGAUCCCGAAACAUCAGAGAAAGCUCAAACCAGUCUUUGGCAAGGAUGGCAAGGUCUUCACAAAUGGUCUUAGUCCCGUUCUCGGUCUCCCUACCAUCUGGUCCGCCGAGUACAAGGGUGAGCCUGCACCUUGGCCCACUGUUGGAGAGAUGCAAUGGAAUGGUGACAGUAGAGAAUGCGUGCUUGCAAGAACCAAAUGCGGCCGAUUUCUUCCCCCUCCACGUGUUCCGGCAGAGCCAAAGUCAUCGGUGCCAUUUCAAGACCUGCCAUACAAGAGACAGCUCCCUUUAGAUCAGACAGGACCGAUCUUCUGCAACGGACCGCGACCGGACGAAAUUCAUUCCAACAACGCUGAAAUGGACAACGAUCCAGAGUUUGAGGCUCAAGGGAACUUCUAUCUGGGAUCAGAGCUGAUGGAGGAGCUGGGCGAGUGGAAGCCACCCUAUGUUCCAGAAUGGCAACAGGAGCAGCAUGCAAUGGAGGAAGAGCUUGCAGUUCAAGUUGCGGCCAACUACUCAGAGCAAGUUGCCGCCCCGGCAUUCGGCUACACUGGGUAUGCAGAUAUGAACACUUCGGGCUGGUAUGACGGCAACUUCCAGGAUCUGGCGUGGGAGAACUAUCCGGUCUGGUGGUGAAAGUGGUGACCGGUCCAAGGAGUCCGAUGUGGAUGGGUAAGAAGGACUUUCGAGGACCCUGCCGGCAAUGUCUGUGUAUCAAGAUCUCACUCCACGCUCCGCUGCGAUUAGCGAAUGCUUCUGUCAGGCUUACCAGGUCCAGCCAUUACUACGAGCUGGCCAGCACCAGGAAAUGCACCAGGAAACGGCGAUUUGAUUUCUGCAAGAAAUGGAUUGGGGCUGCGGCGGAGCGUGAAAGGGAGAGCUAAGGCAGAUGCAGCCACAUGCAAGCAAUGAUGAAAGUGUGCAGCAGGUUAAGCUUUGAGGAAAAGCAUGAGCACCACAUAAUAAUCGGUUCAGUGCUUGCCAUUCCCUGG
This is a messenger RNA of Exophiala dermatitidis NIH/UT8656, 2516 nucleotides long. RefSeq lists its product as uncharacterized. NCBI's taxonomy places the organism in Eukaryota, Fungi, Ascomycota, Eurotiomycetes, Chaetothyriales, Herpotrichiellaceae. Bases 1132 to 2160 code for a protein of 342 amino acids. The record is from RefSeq and is a predicted model, not a curated record. The transcript is spliced from 2 exons.